Molecule: messenger RNA, 1275 nt
Organism: Penicillium manginii
Lineage: Eukaryota; Fungi; Ascomycota; Eurotiomycetes; Eurotiales; Aspergillaceae
Product: threonine aldolase GLY1
Exons: 4
Coding region: 1-1275 (424 amino acids)
Biological process (GO): L-threonine catabolic process; glycine biosynthetic process
Cellular component (GO): cytosol
Molecular function (GO): L-allo-threonine aldolase activity
Source: RefSeq, a predicted model, not a curated record
AUGCAACCAAAUGAGGCAGGUGUGAAUGGCACAGACAUCCCCACACCACACCACGCCCUUAUGAGUCGCUCUUUUCGUCUCAUCCGCUCUGCGGUCUCUCGUCCAUCUUUCUUACCUCAGUCUCCUUCCUCUAUCACCUCUUCGGUAUUUCUCAGAAACAAGCCCCCAAUUGUCGUCAUGGCUCACUCAUCCACUGCCUCGGCUGUCAACACCUGGCAAGGUGCUGGUGCAGCAGAGUUUGACCUUCGAAGUGAUACCAUGACCAAGCCGACUCCCUCUAUGCUCGAAGCCAUUUGCCAAACAACCCUUCUCGACGACGUAUUCAACGAGGACCCAACUACCAACGACCUACAAAGCUACGUCGCCCAGCGAACUAAGCAUGAAGAUGCACUGCUAGUUUUAUCAGGAACAAUGGGCAACCAAGUAGCUAUCCGCACCCAUCUGACUCAACCACCCCAUGCCGUCCUCUGCGACCAUCGAUCCCACAUCAUCUGCUACGAGGCCGGCGGCGUGAGUGCCUGGACCGGCGCCACCAUGCAGCCAGUGGUCCCGAAGAAUGGCAUCCAUCUGACUCUCGAAGAUAUCCAGAAAUACGCAGUCCUCGACGACAACAUCCACCAUUGCCCGACCAAGCUGAUCAGUCUGGAAAACACCCUCGACGGUAUGAUCAUGCCUUUAUCCGAGGCUCGUCGCAUUGUGGAGUGGGCUCACCAAAAUGACAUCAAGGUUCACCUGGACGGAGCUCGGCUCUGGGAAGCCGUGGUAUCCGGAGCCGGCAGCCUCGAGGAGUAUACCAGUCUCUUUGACAGUGUCAGUCUAUGCUUCUCCAAAGGCCUUGGUGCGCCGAUUGGAAGUAUCAUUGUUGGAUCCCAGCCUUUCAUUAAGAAAGCUCGCUGGUUCCGCAAAUCGAUUGGUGGCGGUGCCCGACAGACGGGUGUCUUUGCUGCCGCCGCCCGGAUUGCCAUUGACGAGACAUUUGGAAAGGAUUCGCAUGGCCAGUCAGGCAAGCUGCCGGCUACCCAUGCCAAGGCUAAGCGUGUAGCUGAAUUGUGGACCAGUCGAGGGGGGGAAGCUGCAAAAUCCCGUGCACACCAAUAUGGUUUGGCUCGAUCUGGAGGGAAGGGUCUGAGAUUGCUUGGUGGGCGGGUUGUCGUACACUACCAGGUCUCAGAUGAAGCCAUCUCACGUCUAGAGGAGGUUUUCGACAUUGCGAUGAAAGGGGAGUAUCAGCGCAGCGAGGAUACGAGCAGGCCAUACGGGAGUAGCAAGCCAUAG